Lytechinus pictus (painted urchin) is the source of this 3518-nucleotide messenger RNA. RefSeq lists its product as uncharacterized. NCBI's taxonomy places the organism in Eukaryota, Metazoa, Echinodermata, Echinoidea, Temnopleuroida, Toxopneustidae. The transcript has 4 exons. The coding region runs from base 142 to 693 and encodes 183 amino acids. The record is from RefSeq and is a predicted model, not a curated record.
AGGCUUACAUAUAUUACAAGUGCGUCUGUGUGAUCGUACCAGUUGACUUAAUUGAGGUGGUUACAUGCAUCCAUCGAUCGUCUCUCCCGUUUUACUUUUUAGUGCCACGGUUUCAAAGAGAGUUCUUGAUUAUUCAGAAGCAUGAAGUGUAUCAUCGUCACAGUCCUUCUUCUGGCAGUUGCAGGCCUGUCAUAUGGAACUGGUCAACAACUCAAGUGCAAGGCUUGUAUAUCCUUACAAACACAGCCUAAUCUCAUUGAUCUGCAAUGCAAUAUGAGCAAUCUACCAGAAGUGACAUGCUGGAACAACAUGACCGCUUGUGGACGCGCUACAAUCAAUGGGACGGGAAUAGUAAAGUCCAAUCCCAAUCCACCCGUGCCAGUGGCCUUCAAUGCUACCAUUUUUGGAUGUGUGCAGACAAUCAAAAGUAAUACAUGCAGUGAAGAUAAUGAUGCCCGAUCCGACUUGCUCGGAAAUAUUUUGAGUUAUCGCGAUGACUAUGGUAUCUCUGACACAGCGGCUUCGUUCGUAGGACGUUUGCCAAUGAUAUUUCAGGCAGACACAACCCGGCUGGAUGCAAACAUUGUAUGCCCCCUCAACGGGACUAUUGUUGGAGGGGCUGGGUCUCUGCGUACCGACGUCGUCGUCGUCAUUGCUGCUCUUCUCAUGGCUAUUUUUGCUAAGGAGUUUUAAGAUUGUAGGGACUCUUCUGGUUCUUCUUAUUCUUCUUCUCCUCUUCCUCCUCCCCUCUUCUUCUUUUUUUCUUCUUCUUCUCCUUCUUCUUCUUCUUCUUCUUCUUCUUUUUUUAAAUUCAAAUAAACAAAUAGUGCAUUAGCGGCAUGCAUUUUGUUUCUCGAAGUGAAAUUAGAAAAAGAUUUGGGUUUUUUGUUAACAUAUUAUAUAUUAUUAUUAUUCAUAGAGUACUGUAGCUUAUGAAGCUAAUUUAAUGUGCACAUUCGCUGGAUUCAAGAGGGCGCUGUAGGACGGUGCUGUAAACACGGGUCUAAUGCUGCUUUUGACGAGAGGUUUCACGGGCCUAAUUACAACUGGCAGGCAAAAGAUAUUCAUUCGAGUCAACCCAUUCUCAAUUUUCAAAUUUGAUAUUGCUGAUUGACAAAAAUGAAUGAAUAUGACUGACAAUCUAACACUGAUUCUAGGGAGGGUACCUACUGAACUUCCUUUUUCCAAAUUGGAAAGAUAUAUCACUACUUUGGAACUAUUUUGUUACUGGUGGAAGAAUUAGGGCCAUUUUACUCUCUCAAGUGAUGAAUUUGAUCCUGUCAGGUGUAAUCUUUAUAAAUGCCGAUUUAUUUUUAAAAUGAGCCGGUCGAGGUACCCUUUUCUGGUCAGAUAUGGAAUGUCAGAUAUAUAUCCUGUCCACUGGUAGUAAACAUUCAACCCUCGAAUUUCCUCUUUAUCUUUUAUGAUUUUUUUCAAAGUGCCACUUUAACACACGAGUCUUUGGGAAAUGAAUUAGGCAUGUGAUACCUAUAUCGGCGUACGUUGGCCCAAACAUCUGAUGACGCCACUUCACAAAACAGAAGGUUUCGAAAAGCAGCCAAAGCGUACGCAACUGAGAAUCAAGGGUUUGGGCAUUCAGAACAUGACAUCUGCGUGAGCGUCGUUUAACUUUGGUGUCAAUGAUCUGCUCGCACCGUCGAUUGCAGCGCGUAAAUACAAUGAAUGUCCAACAGCUCUCUCUUAAAUCCUGGCAACGUGCAAUUGUAGGUUCUUUUAACUUCAAAUGUAUACAGUGCGUUUCAGAAAAAAGAGUAAUCCAAAUAUAGAGGGCUGGUAUAUUCGUAUCAUAUUUGAUUUCGUGAAAUUAUUCUGCAUGGAUAUGAGAAAAGAACACCUCAGCUUUCAAUUGAUACCCUAUUUGUACCAUUUGUGUCACGCAUGACCGAAUUAAUGUUAAUGACAAUGGGUGAAGAUGACACUUUUUCCAAGUUUUGGUAAAGAGGGUAAAAUCUGCACAUGAUAGAAUAGGAUGUUUUUGAGGUUUCCAAGUAAUUUUUGGAAUGUAGAGUCAAGGCAUUCCUCUGAAAUGAUGUUUGAAAGGUUGAUGUCUUAUUCACCCACACCUUCAACAUGUCCUCCUGCAUGUCCUCCCGUCUCCUUUGCACACAAAGCAGGCACCGUGGAAGGAGAGGGGAGAUGAAUCGCAAGGUAGUCAUAAGCCACGACACCGCACACCUUGCGAUCCGAUUUGCGACUCACGCAUGCGCUUUUUGCUUUUUGGCAUAACAACAAAGAUAAUGCGUUUACUACUGCGUAUGCGCGUUGUUUAUCAUAUACGCGUCGUGCAACUCUGCUGUCUGAUUGGCUGGAAUUUGGAUUGAGCUUGCGAUCCAGUCAUAAGGAUUCGACAUGUCAAAUCCUUCCGAUUUUCCUUGCGACUUGUCUCUGACCGGUCUGCGACUCUGAAGCUGACAUGCGCUGUGACGUCACAUCUCCCCUCACUCAGUCGCAAGCCAGUCGGCGACUGGUCGGGUCGUAAGGUGUGCGGUGGCCUUAAAACAACUCGUCUCACCAUUGCUGGAUCAUUGCGCAAAGCUUCCACCUCAAGUUGAAUUCGGCCCUCCAAAUCAUCAAUAUCUUGAGGAGUUGCGAACCAAGUUGCGAACACCUUGGUUUUCUUUACGUGUCCCCAAGGGAAAUAAUCACAGGGCAUGAUCGAGGUCAUGCAAUCUUGUUAGCCAUUCUACGUCAUGGUUGAGGAUAACAACUCGAUGUCAAACAGUCUAUCACGAAUGGUGUUGGAACGAUGCGCAGGAGGGCCAUCCUGGAUCCACCUGUACACUCCUCGAACAUGUCUCUCAAAAUGUUGAUCCAACUGUGUCACGAUCUCCUCGUCAAUCAUCUGCAAGUACAAUCGCCCAUUUACACUCCCUUGGAAGAAAAAGAGGCCAAUCAAAAUAUUGUUGCCAACUCGGGCAUCGAUGAAAGUAUUUACACCAGCCUCGACCCUUUCAUCAAGUUUUCAAAUACUUCUAAAAAGGGGUAUCUGCAUCUUUUGUCUUCAACAUCAGUUAAUUUGGUCAUGCUUGACACAACUGGUACAAAUAGGGUAUCAAUGUAAAGCUGAGGAAUUCGUCUCUCAUAUCCAACCAUAUGAUUUUAUAGAAUUGAAUGGGCUUUGAAUUUCGGCUCUCUAGAUUUGGAUUACCUUUUUUUCUGAAACGCAUUGUAUAAUUAGAGAUAUCGGACACCGUUUAAACGGAUUAUUGUUUUACGUACGAAAUUUCUAAAACUAAUCAAUAUCAAUGUUUUAGCUAGUGAUACAUCUUAAGUAUAUAUCGAUACAGACAUAUUAUAAGCAGAGUACAUGUAAGACCCCAAGCUGUUAUUUUAUUACGAGCACAUUUUAUGAAAUUUUCGAAUAAUUAUUUUGUUACUGUCUUUUGAGUGGGAAUGAUCGGGCUGGCAGUUCAUUGCAGUUGUAAAUUGGUUUUCAUAUUUCUGGUUGUACACUAAACGAAAAAGGCAGAUAGGAACAACUACCAACACUCGUGGUU